AUUAAUGCUAUAAAAGACGCCGCAAUCGUUGGUCUGCAAGUAUAUUUCGUUACAGUAUGUCACUAUUAUUUAGAGCAUCAUGUAUUAAAAGAGAUAAAUGAAGAUAAAGAAGAUAAAGAUAAAAUCAGUUGGGAAACAUUUAAAUUAAAUUUUACAGAAAAUAAAGAAGCACAGAAAAUUGCUAAA
This is a messenger RNA of Dictyostelium purpureum, 186 nucleotides long. RefSeq lists its product as uncharacterized. The annotation marks the transcript as partial. Lineage: Eukaryota; Evosea; Eumycetozoa; Dictyosteliales; Dictyosteliaceae. The record is from RefSeq and is a predicted model, not a curated record. The transcript has a single exon.